Messenger RNA from Haemonchus placei, 615 nucleotides. The record is from the annotation of a GenBank genome assembly. Lineage: Eukaryota; Metazoa; Nematoda; Chromadorea; Rhabditida; Trichostrongylidae.
GACCUCAAUUUGGCCACGCAACUUGAGCCGAACAACCUUGCUACUUCAUACUCAGUGUGUCACUCUGUGUCAGGUACCAGACCGUAUAUGGCGCCCGAGGUGUACGCUUGUGCAUUGGGGCUCAUUGAUGGCUACGAUUCAAAAGUGGACUGGUGGUCAUUAGGAGUCACGUUCUACGAGAUGAUGAGAGGUCGGACUCCCUAUGAGUUUAGCCCACAAGCAACUGCUGAGCAGGUGCUGUUGUUGAUUAGCGAAAGCUUUAUUCCUUUUCCUGCCCACUGGCCUACGGAUUUGCUCAGUUUCCUACGUCUUCUGCUGUAUCCGGCACCGGAACGUCGGAUUGACUCGUUGGCCACGCUUAAACGGCAUCCAUACGUGUCCCGGAUCGAUUUCGCUGCUGUUCUAGCCAAACGUGCUGCCCCGGUGUUCGUGCCUUGCAAAGAGGGUUUCAAUUGUGAUCCGAUGUAUGAGCUUGAGGAAAGAAUCAUUGUAUCCACUCCGAUCCAUCGACGACGACAAAAUAAAAGGCGAUGCGAAGAAGAGACCGAUGCUCUUAGGGAAAUAUCUCAAGUGAGUGGAGUUUGUUCGGUUGGAAGUGGAAAAGGAUGCCCUUGA